Molecule: messenger RNA, 1524 nt
Organism: Cadophora gregata
Lineage: Eukaryota; Fungi; Ascomycota; Leotiomycetes; Helotiales; Ploettnerulaceae
Exons: 4
Coding region: 1-1524 (507 amino acids)
Source: RefSeq, a predicted model, not a curated record
AUGGGUCGACAGGAAUACUUAACGGCUAUGGCUUUGGGCCGUGGCCAUUACGAAGACGAGAUCAUCGAAACUGCUGUAGAAGGCAGUACUAGUACACAGCAGUACAAUGAUCGUGGUCAUCCCCGGAACCCAGAGACGAAGAGACGAGAACGGGAGCAUGUACGAGCAGCAAACGAAGUAAUGCAGGUCACGGGUGUGGUGGAAGAUUCGUUGGCCGCCAGGCAGAAGAUAAUGCAGCUCAUGAACGACAAGAAUCAAGAAACGUUCACUGGAUUGAGAUUUAUGGAAAUCGGUCGGGGUGUCUUGGUUGGUGGGGUCUGGGGAGUGAUGGGUUUGAGGAGGCGAGUCCUGCUCUACAAACCUUACGCAGAGACAAGAUUUCUGGAUAUUCUUCGACAGGAGAGAUCCUUUUACGGGAUCCCGCACAUGUUCUUGUCCGGAGUUCCAACCGUGAUCGCCUACCACAUUUCUGACUGGGUGGCAUUCUUCGUGGAAACCCUCAUCGACCAGUAUUACGAUGGAGAUGAGAAUCCUCCCACAGAACGACAAGAUUUCGUUCGAAAUAUUCUUCAUAACUUUCGCGACGCAACAUUCUGCUAUCUUACGCUACACUUCCGCCUCUUCGCCAUCCUUCAGCAGCUGAACCUUCUGCCAGCCUGGCCUUGGUUUCCGAGUCUCAAAUCGUUUAUUCCAUUCUCAUCCUCAUCGCCACUCACCAUGCCACCACUCCCUUCUUUGACUACCCCAUCCAUUCUAAGCUGGGGAAGGGCAUUGGCUACUACGCUGGCACCGAUGCUUGUGAUCUUACUCCACGGGAAGAUCAAGUAUGCCGCAUCCAGCAUCAUCUACCGUCCCAUAUAUAAAGCUCUUCCUCGACCAAUAGGCGACAGCAUGUUCGCCGGUUUAAACAUGUCAGCACCAACGAUGGAAUACGACACACCAGAUCGACCAGACGAGAGGCAAGGCAAUCGCUCCGACGAACCAACCCUUCGAGCUUUGGAAGGAAUGCCAGCGAUGACUAGUGUCCAUGGGGAUGACUCUGACGAUGAGGAAGAGCCAGCUCACGCUACUUUAAUCAGCUUCGAUGUCGAGGCAACAGAACCCGUUGAAAAUGCCACAGGGACUUGGUCCGCUGAGCUGCGGAGUGCAAAUGAGCCAAAGCCAACAGAAGAAGUGAAGUACAGAGUUACAGGUCUGACCAUGCUGCCACCCAUCAUGGCCACGGAAGGGUUACGGGAAAUCGUAGCUGGAAUAAUCGUCAUGCCACUCGAAGCAGUCAUGGUGCGCAUUAUUGGCCGGGCGUACAGAGCCAGUGCUGGACUUCCCAUGGUCGAUUUAUAUCCAGUUGGAUUCACUGUCCGUGGAUUCCAAAACAUUUUGUCAGCUUUGACGAUUCAAUUAGUUGUUACGGGCAUUGCCUGGGCUGGCUUCACGAUUGGAACGCAGUGGUGGGGUGGGAGGAAGAGGGCGAUGAUGGCUGAGAAGGCUGCUGCUGAGAGUGCUGAGACCGCGGCCGUUGAUUGA